AUGACGUCGACUAGACCUAGCAAACAGCAACUUCAGCAAUACGCUCAACAUCAACAAAAUCAAAACGAUGAUGAGGAACCUGAUGUCGAGCAAGAUGAGGAAGGAACUCAAUAUAUCAUCACUCAAACCACUCAUGGGCUACCACCGCAGUCUCAGAUUGUAGACGAAGAUGAAGGGGAGAUUCGAUGUAUUUGUGGGUAUUCAGAUGACGAUGGAUAUACAAUCCAAUGCGACCGUUGUUUUGUGUGGCAGCACAUGGCAUGUGUAGGAAUCACCGCAUCGACCGUCCCUGAAACCUACUUGUGUGAACAAUGUUACCCGAGAAGGCUGGAUGUUGAUCGUGCCGUACAAUAUCAAACUCGACGAUUGCAAGUUGAAGCCAUCCCAAAACCUGUAGUUAGUAAUCCGACAAGCGGCAGAAACGAUUCGAGACGCAAAAAAGAAGUCAAAGAGUCUCCUCGUAAAAAGAUGGUCGUACCUCCUCCUCCACUUCCUAGUAGUACCAGCAGUAGCAAUAGGAAGGGUGUCGAGAAAAGUCGAAAACGAACUACUACUGGACCAUCCAACCCUGCCAUGUCUUUAGUCAGUCCGCCUCGAAGGGGUAAAAUAAAAGACACUAGUAUGAUGCCACCAUCAAGCAUUGGUAGAAAUCAACGUGAUAAGAGUGAUGAUAUACAAGACAGUGAUAUGUCGUCCUCUGUACCAGUAAAUAGUGUUAUGAAUAGUAAUGAGAUGGAUGUUAUGGAGUCACGUAUGCCGUCUGAUGUCUCACCCACCAAUGAAGGAUUCUGGGUUCCUGAAUCUAGGAGACCAUCACCGUCGCUGCAAAGUCGUGCUCCAUCGCCGCAGACCUCUCAACAACCCCAACAGCAGUAUGAAAAAUCAUCUGUAAUGAAUCCCGUCUUGUCAAGACGAACACCUCCUUCAACACCGCGUCCACAACCUUUAUUACCAAAUCAACAGCAGCAGAAUGGCAGUAAGCUUUCCACGGAACAGCAAUCACCUGAAGUUCCACCAGAGAAACCAUUCUCGAUGAGGCCAACUCGUAAAAGAAUGCUACAUCCUGAAGUGCGAGAGGUACUCAAACCUCGUGAUGAGUGGGAGCGUGAUUACUUGAAUCGUGCUACUUCAUACAUUCCAUCAGAUCUAAAUCGAUAUGGUAGUAAUGCUGCCAAACGAUAUGUAGAACAGGUUUGCAGUGUAUGGAGUGCCAGGACUUCUCUCAAUACUCAGCAUGAUGCCGAUGCUGUUCCUGGAGACUCAUCUGCAGUAGAUGCUCGAGAAGAGCCUCAUGCAUUGGAGCCUAUGGUCGAAGGCAAGCUUGAAGCUUAUAAAUACUUUCCUGAUGGAGCCGACCCUAUAUUCAUGGAGCGCCGAGUGUUUGAAGACAAGGUGCCUGUCGCCAUAGUAGACAACAUAACUCAAGACGACUGCAUAUCUAGAUAUGGUAUAUACGUCACUACAGAUAUCCAGACCGGCGACUUUAUCAUGUCUAUCAAAGGGGUAUUAGGAUUCACAACGGAUUUUAGCCUAAAGACACGAUGGGCAUCAAGAACACCAGACUUGAAACCACCAUUUGUAUUUGCGCAUCCAUGUAAAGAACUAGGCCAACCCUUGCUAGUAAAUGCACGGGACUUUGGCUUUUCAGAUGGAAGAUUUGUCCGAUUCUCAUGUGGUGCUCAUCCGUCACAUCGAUCUAUAUGUAAUGCUGAAUUGAGAACCAUAUAUUUGACUGAGACGAAUAGUGACUCGAUAUUGCCAGCACUGCCUUCAAACGACAGAGUUGUAUUGGGUAUAUUUGCUAGUCGAGAUAUUGUAGCUAGUGAAGAAGCAAUUAUUGCCAUGGAUCCAAUGUCAACUGUAGAUGGAGAUGUACCACAAGUCGAUACACUCGUGCUACAAUAUCCCUGUAUAUGUGAAGAUACCACGAGCUGUUAUCUCUUCCCAGCUAUAACUGGUCAAAAAGUCGAACGAGAGUCGACUAUACAACCACAGCCCGAAGGCCAGGUUCCAAAUAAUGAUACCAUGUCCGAGGAUGUAUCUGAUACCUCGUCGAUGAGACAUCGCGUACGAACAGUCAGUGAUAACUCUGUAAAUGAUAAUGUGGGUGAUAUGGAAAUGGACAACAUGUUUGCUAAUGAGAACACUGAUAAUGGCAACAAUGGUGAUACUCAGAUGGAGACUGUCGUCACUGCUGAUGGUGGUAGUGCAAGUAAAAGGCCGGGAGAUAACUCGUCUCCUGAGCCCUUCAAACGACCUCGUACAGAAUCACCUAUAAAGGUCGUAACGGAAGAAAUCAAACACCACAAUGUUGCAAAGCUUGUACCGCCUAUAGUAGUCACAACACCAUCACCUUUAUCGCCACCGAAAUUGGUUGGAAAGAAGGCUUGGGCUCGACAGACUAUUUCUGUUCCUUCUAGUCCUGCCGUAUCGCCAGUCAAGGAGAGCAAGCCACCAGAGAAGGAAUCGUCCUCUGCGAAUCACCCACCUGCCCCAAGUCGUAAAGUCUCUCUACGAGACUUUAAAGCUCGUCGUGCAGUCAGUACUACACAGUUGCAGACUAGCGAAUCGACAAUGGAUAUCGAUUCAGUCAAGACUCCGCAUAGUGUUGUCGAACCUCAGCAACAGCAGGAUUCGAUAUCGGAUCUCGCAACAUCACGAGCGGCAGAAACAAUCAAACCUGAUGAUGGAGUAUCUGAGUCUCAACCUCUUUUGCUAAAGCUGCCAGUAAAUACAGCUUUACAGUCAAAUAUUAUAUCAGGACAGAUUGUAAAUUCGCCUAUAGGUGAAAAUCCACCGCAACCACCAGCGCCGAACGUAACCACAUCAAGAUGGUCUCGACCAGUAGCUCAAACGUCAUCCGAGAUUGCUCAAAUUACUACAAGUACAACUACAACUACUACAACAACAGCAACCAAGACUACCGCCUCGAAUCUCUUCUUCCCAACCUCAUCGUCGGUUGAAGAUUUGUUUAGUAGUGCCAAACCAUUUAUAACAGCAUCACCAACUCUAACUAAACCAUCAACAUUCUUCCCACUACAAACACAAGAUCCAUUUGCCCUCUUUGAUAACAGAGGAUCUGGGCCGCGAACACCACCAGCUGUAAACAAGGCUUUGCCUUUGAGCAGCAGCCAUAUUAGUCAUAAUCCAUUGGCGUCUGUAUUGGGUGGUAGCAGUAGCGGCAAUCAAUCAGCAGUUACUGGUCUUGGUAUUCCGAAUAUUCUGAAUAAUUUGUCGUCUGCCUUGUCUGCUAUAAAUGCUAUGACAGCAGCUACAGAUGUAUCUGGUCGGAAUGUGAGUAGUGGUGCUGCUGUAGAUGGUGGUUCUGAACGUCGUAGAGUUGAUUCGUCGUCUAGGCUGUUUGCGCCAGUAUCACCUUUAGCGCAAACCUCGACACAGGAUUAUAAUCCAUCAGAUCCAGACGAGAUAGCAUUUGAAAGGGAGCGAACUCGUAGUCUUUCUCCACCAUCAGCAGCAAGGUCUCGUAGCCAAACACCACCUGACGCCGUCUUGCCCGCAAACUUUGCAAGUGUCAUAAAGCAAGAAGCUCGAGAAGAGAAGAGUGUAUUUGGACCAACCUCGCCAGUCCCGAUCUCGAUACCACGUUUGGACAGGCCGGAAUUUGCUGCUAUCGAGGAGCACAUUCCAGCACUUAAUAUGUCUCGUCCCUCACGGUCCCGUCCUAUAACACCAGCUGAAGCAGAGUUUCCCAAUCGACCCAUUCCUGUAGUAGCAAGUAUGAAUACAGGCUGGGAUCGUGAACGACGAGCACCAUCGCCUCCACCAUUCAAUAAUAAUAGUAGUAAUGUAGGUCCUCCGCCACCACGUCGUGCUAUCUAUCGCGGUUAUGAUCAAUAUGUUGGUGCUGCUGGUCAAGAAGCAGCAAUGAAUCGUGGUGUAUGGUCAGGUGGACGUGGUCGAUAUAGUGGUAGUCCUCUCAUCAUGCCUCCUGCUGGACGAGGUUAUAGGGGUGCUCCAUCUGCUUGGGAUACUCGUAGAGCUGGUGGUGAUGGACAGAGUCCACGAGGAGAACCAAUGAUGAUGAUGCCUAGAGAUCGGGAUAAUGUAAUGUCACCACGAGAUACUAUCGGCAGCCUACAAGAUGACCGUGGAAGCCGUCCUAGAUCACCAUUAUUGAGUGCUCGGCCUGAUCUUGGUCAUGAUUGGGAACGAGGACGUCGUAGAACUAGCGAUGAUGAACCUCCGUAUAGUGCUCGUGAUGCCUCUAGGUCUCUAUCAAACGAACGAGGCUCUCCACCAUUAUAUCGUAGAGGUUCUGGAUCUCCUCGACCUAGGUCAUCAUCACCAACUUCAGAUAUAUCAAAACGAGAGUCUAGGUCAUUAUCACCUCCUCGUCGCGAUUCUGAUGCCUCGCCAUCACAUCGUGGUGCCGGGCCAAGCGGUUAUAAUGAUUCCAGGGCCUUCCACUAUGGAUGGGGUCCACCAUCUUCGUCGUCACCGGCACCAGGAUCAUCACCAUAUCGUAAUGGUCCUCCUCCACCACCACGACCUAGGUCACCAGGUCCUCCAGACGAAUAUGGUAGUAGUGUGUAUAAUCGUGGCCGCGGUGGUCCUCCACCACCAUUGUCUGGUGGACCUCCAAGAGGACGUGCAAGAUGGCGUGGUGGUCCUCCCACUGAAAGAUGGCGACAACCACCACCACCAAGUCGUCGUGACCGUCCAUCUCCACGUCGUGAAAGAUCUACAUCUCGAGAACGCGAACGUGAACGAGACAGAGAACGAGAUCGAUAUGGUAGUGGCAGCAGUAGUAAUAAUCUCAACGUCAGUAACAGUGGCAGUGGUGGUGGGAGAUCACUUCAAUCUGGUCGCUCAAGCCCUGUAAGUCACUUCCCAGGUCCAGGACAUGCCGCUCGUCGAGGAGUAGCGGCCAUAAAACGAAAUGUAGAACCACGGGAAGAACGAGAUCGUAGUAGCUCUGAUGGACCGUGGGAACGAGACAUACCUAUUGCUCCACCGCGAGCUGUCGCCAAACCAGUUGCAGAAAUCGCACGGGAAAAGAGUGUUGAAUUAGAAGAUGUGUUGAGGCCAGGGAAGUUCAAGGCUGCUGCUUUUGUUGAAGUUGAAGGUGAUAAUCAAGAUGACGGGUAG
This is a messenger RNA of Synchytrium microbalum, 5109 nucleotides long. RefSeq lists its product as uncharacterized. The record is from RefSeq and is a predicted model, not a curated record. The transcript is spliced from 4 exons. Bases 1 to 5109 code for a protein of 1702 amino acids. Lineage: Eukaryota; Fungi; Chytridiomycota; Chytridiomycetes; Synchytriales; Synchytriaceae.